GAGUAGCAGUUACAACUUCGACAAGUGAAAGCGUGAGCUUGGAGACCAGCGGAUCAGGCCCGGUUGCGGGGAGUUCAUUAGCUACAGCUACGAAUCCAGUUCAAGCAAGGAGAGCACGAAUCAUUCUCAGAGUCAACCGCCCACAGACUACCGAAAGCAAUAGUGGGCCACUUGCUGCAGCACCCACAUCCCGAACUACAAUGUCUUCUCAAAGAAGCCGCCCCGGCAGAAGCAAUGCUCGUGGCGGUUCUCACGACAUAUUCUCCCCACAAGCACUAUGGACCGAUUUCUACAGAAACACCUUUGCACCUCUGAUGGAGAACGAAUCGAGAGCGAAGCAGUUGGGGGAGAAGAUUAUUGAAAUGGAGGCUCGUAUGAAGCUGAACAAGGAAUCGGGUAAUUCAUUGAAAGACAUAGAUGACUUAAGUGCACUGUAUCGUGAGCAAGUCAAACUUAGUGAGGAGCAACGAUCCAAGUUGGACGAAGGCAUGAGAUCUCAGCUCACACUUAUGGCUGAUUUGACGAGGACGGAACAAGCUGCUGCAAAAGAGUCUGCUCGUGCUUCCAGUUCCCGCACCUCUGGCAUGGAUUUUGAUGGGCCAUCUGACUCACCUAUGCCGUCGCCGGCUGAUAAUCGACAAAUCAAGAAGCUUGGUACCUCGAGAACAGGCAGCCAACCUCCAAGUAGGCCUGAGGGGACGCCAUCAGAAGCGAGCGAGAGAACCAGCAAACCCAAGAUAGUUUAUGCUCAGAAUGAAGAAGUUGCCUUCAAGAGGAAGACUCCAGGCAAGCCUGAAGAACAAGAUUGGAUUCUAGGCAAGGUUGUCAGAGUGAUUGGAGAGGGCAAAAGCAGACGAUACGAUGUCGAAGACCCGUUUCCAGAUACGAAUGCUAGCUCUGGUCCGGUGAUUUACAAGUCAUCUGCUUCUCAAAUGGUCCCUAUCCCUCCUGAAGGCGCACCAUUGGAAGACUAUGAGAUUGGCAAGCGGGUUCUGGCGCUGUAUCCUGAUACCACAACCUUCUACCGUGCCGAGGUCAAGGCCAUGCUAGAUGGAGGUGCCAAUGUCCAGCUAUUAUUCGAAGAUGAAGCUGCUGGCGAACUCAAGGUUGUUACACGACGUUUGGUAUUGGAUCAUAAAGGUUAGGAUCGAGAUGGUUGGCGGCGAAUUAGCACUCUGCAUUACGGUGUGGCGUCUCAAGCAUGGUCGACCCUGACCGUAGGGGUUGGGCGAAAUCUGGAUGUAUAUUAUGUGUACUGUAUUUGAUACCCGGGCCGGGCUGCAGUCAUCUAAAGUUGGUAGCAAAUCUGAAAUAACUUGAGCACU
Molecule: messenger RNA, 1325 nt
Organism: Mollisia scopiformis
Lineage: Eukaryota; Fungi; Ascomycota; Leotiomycetes; Helotiales; Mollisiaceae
Exons: 2
Coding region: 201-1145 (314 amino acids)
Cellular component (GO): SAGA complex
Source: RefSeq, a predicted model, not a curated record